AAUGUAAAGCAGGCCGGUCAGAUCAGCAAACAAUACAAACAAGUAGAGGAACGGCAUGCUAGUCGGAUCAUACGACCAUGGGAAUACCCGCUAAACAGCCUCUAAAUCAGCCUCUAACAAUGCUAGUGAAAGAUAUAGGGAUACGCUUAAAGGGGACUCCAUUUUCAGUGCUAGGAAUAGCUAAAUCUAUUCCCAAGGAUUAAUUGAUAAUAGAUUUUACAGUAACUUUAGCUUUUAUUUUUAGGUGUUUUGUACAGUUACGCCCUUUGCCUAGAGAUGACACAUCUUCACUUGUAUCUUCCUGCGAUUUGUACCGAUUAACUUGUACAAAUUUCGAUUAAUUGGUCAGGGGUAUCGUUGCAUAUAAUAUCUUAUUUAUAUCUUAUAGCCCAUGGAUCUGUUAUUUAUCGAGUGUUCCGCCAGAGCAAAACAAUAUACCCUUGAACUCCCCUCCCGCAUUCCGUGGUACAACAACAUCUACAUACAUAGAUCUCUCAACACUUGAACAGCUAUAAAAGCGAAUCUUGGGCGAGUUUGAACUUUGGAAUGAUGUCAUUUGAGUCACUCUCCCUCUCUCUUGCUCUUUGAAUCACCUAUCGCUUCAUGCGUAAGGCGAAUGAUCGCACAAUCCCCUCCAACGUUACUGACUGAGUGAUCGAUCGCUCUGUGCAGAAGCAGAAGUUGAAGGUGAAGGUGAAGGUGACCCUGGCACACGUGAACCGCAAAUUGCGCUCAAAGUUCGCCCCCAAAAUCCGCAUCCGCCAACCAGUUCCACGCUGUGUGAAGUACCGAAAUCUCCAAGCCAAUUUCCAUGGUACUUGUAGCGGUAAUCGCCAUACGACAUCGCCAACAAUUUCAUCAUCCUCCUCUUUUGUCCGGUCAACUUCGGGUGAAUUCGCUAUAAAUAGACGCGGCGAAUGGGAAUUCAUUGCGAGAUAAGAACACCGAGGGGCCGAGUCAAUGGAAAGUGGAGCGCUAUGGCAGGCAGGGGAAGUCCCCCGAAGUUCUAUGAAAGGGAGAGCUUAAAUAUAGGAAACUCCCAUCCUCUGAAACUAUGAUAAGAGUAGAGUCUUCUGUGUGCAUAACAUUGUUAAAGUAGAGCUUAAUAUAAGAAAAAAGCAUAGAUUCUAGACAAUUUGAAAAUAUCUCGAAGGAAUGCUACUGGGAAGCAUCUUGGCAAUUGGUGACUUUUGAAAUGGCCCUCUGAAUCCAUCAAUGGUUAGCGUCAAGGACCUGUAGAAUACAAAUAUGCUGUUCCUUUUUGGUUUUCGGAGCAUAUUUUCGGGAAAAGAACUCUGCAGAUCCUAACCCUAUUUGAAAACCCGUUUGAAAUUCAAACGCAGUACCGGAAUCGCCCCAUCCGGCAGCACUGCGACUUUUGAUCGUGUUGGUUAUCGAUAGAAGGACAGAGCGUCUGAAGUCUGUGUUUACAUUUGAAGAGUUAAAAAUGGAAGAAGAGAACAGCGACGAGCAGUUUUUGGAGAAGUUUUCCAAAAUGUCCUUCUCGUACAAUGCGUUCAGGGACUUCAUUAACCACCAGGAGGUGAUUAUCCAGGACGAUGUGGUGAUGACGGCCUUUUGCGAUGCGAUUCGGCAUGCACACAUCUUCGAAGGCGCCACAGUGCUCGAGGUGGACUGCGGCAGUGCCCUGUUUUCGAUGUUGGUGGCCAAGCAAGGAGCCGCCCGGGUGUUUGCCGUGGACUCUGGCAAUGCGGCGCAGGUGGCGCGCCAGUUGGUGCGCGAGAACGGCCUGGACAGCGUGAUUGAGGUGAUUCAGGGCGACAUUCGGACACUGAAGCUUCCCCCAGUCGAUGUCAUAGUAUCCAAGUGGAUGGGGGCCUGUCUGUUGUAUAGCUCGGCUUUGGAUCGGGUCAUCUAUGCGCGCGACAAGUGGCUCAAGCCCAACGGAUGCAUCUUUCCCGACACGGCCAGGCUCUAUCUCUCGGUGGCCGAGGACAGGAAUACGGAACAGCCCAGGCAUUUCUGGUCGCGCUUUUACGGCUUUAAUAUGUCCCAUGCGGCAGGCAUUGUCCAGCAGCUACCGAAAGUGGGUUGCGUGCUGGCACGCCAGAUACUCGCCAAACCGCAGGAGAUAUGGAAAAUGGAUCUGCGUACCAUCAAGAGCGACCAACUGAGCUUCAAAGUGCCCUUUCAACUGCUCGUGCAGCGUCAGGAGAUCAUCGAUCUGUUUGUCGUGCACUUUGACUUUAGCUUCUCGGGCGGCACCGAUGAGAAGGUGGUGUCCACCAGUCCCUGGGCUCCGAGCACCCACUGGCAGCAGACUCUCUUCCACAUCGAUCAGCAUCUACCCAUAUGCAGAGGCGAAAAAUUCUCGGGCAACUUUGCCGUUUCUCGUGGGGCCAACUACCUGGACUUUGACAUCGAGUGGGGCUUCCGCAACAAGCUGGUAAAGAUUAAGGAACACAAGCAAAUCUUUCGCUUGGGUGGCGGCUGCAAGGACAAGCGAUAGCCCAAGGAUGGGGCUGCAUGAUGACUGAGAGACUGCCAUUGAAUGGAAAGUAAUAUAAGUUUUAUUUUAAGCGUAAAAUACUAGCCUGCGAGGAGUGCUUGAGAUUUUUUUUGCCGAAGGAAGGCGGCACCUUUUUUUUUUUGAGUAUAUAUGUACAUAAGUAUAUAAAUAUAAGUAUAUCUCUGUAGAUUAUUUGUUUGCCCAAGAGAGCUUCUACUGUAUUUGAUCUGUACUGUAUCCCCAUCCCAGGGUCACUCGUCAUUACAUAUACGCCUCAUCGGACGAACCUACCGCAAUGGCGGCCCCAAGAGCCAAAAAAAGCCCAAGUACCAAUUAGCAGGGGUCUAAACAGAGAGCGGCCCGAAGAGAGCGAAAGGCUAAGAACGAGUGCGGGGGUAAAGAGAGAGAGAAGAGAGAAUUCUAUUGCUGCUAUAAA
Molecule: messenger RNA, 2906 nt
Organism: Drosophila pseudoobscura
Lineage: Eukaryota; Metazoa; Arthropoda; Insecta; Diptera; Drosophilidae
Product: protein arginine N-methyltransferase 8-B-like
Exons: 2
Coding region: 1448-2470 (340 amino acids)
Biological process (GO): peptidyl-arginine methylation
Cellular component (GO): nucleus
Molecular function (GO): protein-arginine N-methyltransferase activity
Source: RefSeq, a predicted model, not a curated record